AUGGUGAGUGAUGGGAUGGUUAGUGCUGGGAUGGUGAGUGAUGGGAUGGUGAGUGAUGGGACGGUGAGUGCUGGGAUGGUGAGUGAUGGGAUGGUGAGUGCCCGGAUGGUGAGUGCUGGGAUGGUGAGUGAUGGGAUGGUGAGUGCUGGGCUGGUGAGUGAUGGGAUGGUUAGUGAUGGGACGGUGAGUGCUGGGAUGGUGAGUGUUGAGAUGGUUAGUGCUGGGAUGGUUAGUGAUCGGAUGGUUAGUGCUGGGAUGGUGAGUGAUGGGAUGGUGAGUGAUGGGACGGUGAGUGCUGGGAGGGUGAGUGCUGGGAUGGUGAGUGAUGGGAUGGUGAGUGCCCGGAUGGUGAGUGCUGGGAUGGUUAGUGUUGGGAUGGUGAGUGAUGGGAUGGUGAGUGCUGUGAUGGGAGGUGCUGGGAUGGUGAGUGAUGGGAUGGUGAGUGAUGGGACGGUGAGUGCUGGGAUGGUGAGUGUUGAGAUGGUUAGUGCUGGGAUGGUUAGUGCUGGGAUGGUGAGUGCUGGGAUGGUGAGUGAUGGGAUGGUUAGUGCUGGGAUGGUGAGUGAUGGGAUGGUUAGUGCUGGGAUGGUGAGUGAUGGGAUGGUGAGUGAUGGGACGGUGAGUGCUGGGAUGGUGAGUGAUGGGAUGGUGAGUGCCCGGAUGGUGAGUGCUGGGAUGGUGAGUGAUGGGAUGGUGAGUGCUGGGAUGGUGAGUGAUGGGAUGGUUAGUGAUGGGACGGUGAGUGCUGGGAUGGUGAUUGUUGAGAUGGUGGUGCUGGGAUGGUUAGUGCUGGGAUGUGCUGAGAUGGUGAGUGAUGGGAUGGUUAGUGCUGGGAUGGUGAGUGCUGGGAGGGUGAGUGCUGGGAUGGUGAGUGAUGGGAUGGUGAGUGCUGGGAUGGUGAGUGAUGGGAUGGUUCGUGAUGGGACAGUGAGUGCUGGGGUGGAUAGUGUUGGGAUGGUGAGUGCUGGGAUGUGUUGGGAUGGUGAGUGCUGGGAUGGUGAGUGCGGUGAUGGGAGGGUGAGUGCUGAGAUGGUGAGUGAUGGGAUGGUUAGUGCUGGGAUGGUGAGCGCUGGGAGGGUGAGUGCUGGGAUGGUGAGUGAUGGGAUGGUGAGUGAUGGGAUGGUGAGUGCUGGGAUGGUGAGUGUUGAGAUGGUUAGUGCUGGGAUGGUUUGUGCUGGGAUGGUGAGUGCUGGGAUGGUGAGUGAUGGGAUGGUGAGUGCUGGGAUAGUGAGUGAUGGGAUGGUUAGUGAUGGGACGGUGAGUGCUGGGGUGGUUAGUGUUGGGAUGGUGAGUGCUGGGAUGGUGAGUGCGGUGAUGGGAAGUUCUGGGAUGGUGAGUGAUGGGAUGGUGAGUGAUGGGACUGUGAGUGCUGGGAUGGUGAGUGAUGGGAUGGUGAGUGCCCGGAUGGUGAGUGCUGGGAUGGUGAGUGCGGUGAGGGUGAGUGCUGGGAUGGUGAGUGAUGGGAUGGUUAGAGAUGGGACGGUGAGUGCUGGGAUGGUGAGUGUUGAGAUGGUUAGUGCUGGGAUGGUUUGUGCUGGGAUGGUGAGUGCUGGGAUGGUGAGUGAUGGGAUGUGUUGGGAUGGUGAGUGCUGGGAUGGUGAGUGCGGUGAUGGGAGGGUGAGUGCUGAGAUGGUGAGUGAUGGGAUGGUUAGUGCUGGGAUGGUGAGUGCUGGGAGGGUGAGUGCUGGGAUGGUGAGUGAUGGGAUGGUGAGUGCUGGGAUGGUGAGUGAUGGGAUGGUUAGUGAUGGGACAGUGAGUGCUGGGGUGGAUAGUGUUGGGAUGGUGAGUGCUGGGAUGUGUUGGGAUGGUGAGUGCUGGGAUGGUGAGUGCGGUGAUGGGAGGGUGAGUGCUGAGAUGGUGAGUGAUGGGAUGGUUAGUGCUGGGAUGGUGAGCGCUGGGAGGGUGAGUGCUGGGAUGGUGAGUGAUGGGAUGGUGAGUGAUGGGAUGGUGAGUGCUGGGAUGGUGAGUGUUGAGAUGGUUAGUGCUGGGAUGGUUUUUGCUGGGAUGGUGAGUGCUGGGAUGGUGAGUGAUGGGAUGUGUUGGGAUGGUGAGUGCUGGGAUGGUGAGUGCGGUGAUGGGAGGGUGAGUGCUGAGAUGGUGAGUGAUGGGAUGGUUAGUACUGGGAUGGUGAGUGCUGGGAGGGUGAAUGCUGGGAUGGUGAGUGAUGGGACGGUGAGUGCUGGGAUGGUGAGUGAUGGGAUGGUUAGUGAUGGGACAGUGAGUGCUGGGGUGGUUAGUGUUGGGAUGGUGAGUGCUGGGAUGUGUUGGGAUGGUGAGUGCUGGGAUGAUGAGUGCGGUGAUGGGAGGGUGAGUGCUGAGAUGGUGAGUGAUGGGAUGGUUAGUGCUGGGAUGGUGAGUUAUGGGAGGGUGAGUACUGGGAUGGUGAGUGAUGGGAUGGUGAGUGAUGGGAUGGUGAGUGCUGGGAUGGUGAGUGAUGGGAUGGUUAGUGCUGGGAUGGUGAGUGCUGGGAUGGUGAGUGAUGGGAUGUGUUGGGAUGGUGAGUUCUGGGAUGGUGAGUACGGUGAUGGGAAGGUGAGUGCUGGGAUGGUGAGUGUUGAGAUGGUUAGUGCUGGGAUGGUUUGUGCUGGGAUGGUGAGUGCUGGGAUGGUGAGUGAUGGGAUGUGUUGGGAUGGUGAGUGCUGGGAUGGUGAGUGCAGUGAUGGGAGGGUGAGUGCUGAGAUGGUGAGUGAUGGGAUGGUUAGUACUGGGAUGGUGAGUGCUGGGAGGGUGAGUGCUGGGAUGGUGAGUGAUGGGAUGGUGAGUGCUGGGAUGGUGAGUGAUGGGAUGGUUAGUGAUGGGACAGUGAGUGCUGGGGUGGUUAGUGUUGGGAUGGUGAGUGCUGGGAUGUGUUGGGAUGGUGAGUGCUGGGAUGGUGAGUGCGGUGAUGGGAGGGUGAGUGCUGAGAUGGUGAGUGAUGGGAUGGUUAGUGCUGGGAUGGUGAGUCCUGGGAGGGUGAGUGCUGGGAUGGUGAGUGAUGGGAUGGUGAGUGAUGGGAUGGUGAGUGCUGGGAUGGUGAGUGAUGGGAUGGUUAGUGCUGGGAUGGUGAGUGCUGGGAUGGUGAGUGAUGGGAUGUGUUGGGAUGGUGAGUGCUGGGAUGGUGAGUGCGGUGAUGGGAAGGUGAGUGCUGGGAUGGUGAGUGUUGAGAUGGUUAGUGCUGGGAUGGUUAGUGCUGGGAUGGUGAGUGCUGGGAUGGUGAGUGAUGGGAUGGUGAGUGCUGGGAUAGUGAGUGAUGGGAUGGUUAGUGCUGGGAUGGUUAGUGCUGGGAUGGUGAGUGCUGGGAUGGUGAGUGAUGGGAUGUGUUGGGAUGGUGAGUGCUGGGAUGGUGAGUGCGGUGAUGGGAGGGUGAGUGCUGAGAUGGUGAGUGAUGGGAUGGUUAGUGCUGGGAUGGUGAGUGCUGGGAGGGUGAGUGCUGGGAUGGUGAGUGAUGGGAUGGUUAGUGCUGGGAUGGUGAGUGCUGGGAUGGUGUGUGAUGGGAUGUGUUGGGAUGGUGAGUGCUGGGAUGGUGAGUGCGGUGAUGGGAGGGUGAGUGCUGAGAUGGUGAGUGAUGGGAUGGUUAGUGCUGGGAUGGUGAGUGCUGGGAUGGUGAGUGAUGGGAUGGUGGGUGCUGGGAUGGUGAGUGAUGGGAUGGUUAGUGAUGGGACGGUGAGUGCUGGGGUGGUUAGUGUUGGUAGGGUGAGUGCUGGGAUGGUGAGUGCUGUGAUGGUGAUUGAUGGGACGGUGAGAGCUGGGAUGGUGAGUGCUGGGAUGGUGAGUGCUGGGAGGGUGAGUGCCCGGAUGGUGAGUGCUGGGAUGGUGAGUUCCCGGAUGGAGAGGGAGGGAGGUGCUGUGGAAAGCCUGUCAUCUGUGGAGCUACCCAACAACGUUCGCACACCCGCACAACAGCAGUGGGUUAGAGACGAGGCAGCUGGAGUCCCUGCUGGAGCGGAUGACAAUCCGCUGAAGUUGUACUCAACGUUCGACAUCGACGUAAGUAUUUGA
Closterium sp. NIES-65 is the source of this 3978-nucleotide messenger RNA. Lineage: Eukaryota; Viridiplantae; Streptophyta; Zygnematophyceae; Desmidiales; Closteriaceae. The record is from the annotation of a GenBank genome assembly.